Molecule: messenger RNA, 3054 nt
Organism: Colletotrichum graminicola M1.001
Lineage: Eukaryota; Fungi; Ascomycota; Sordariomycetes; Glomerellales; Glomerellaceae
Exons: 7
Coding region: 1-3054 (1017 amino acids)
Source: RefSeq, a predicted model, not a curated record
AUGGCAACAACACAUGCUGUGAGCCCUAUGGGCCUAGUAGCUCACCAGAAGCUAGAGCUAGCCAAAAAUGACAGGGACCCAGCAAAGCUCAGAGAGGUGAAUGCUAAGACGACCGAACUGCUUGGCGACAUUCGGGUAGCUCUUUCUAGCAUUUCCAACUUGAAGCGCGCCGAGAAUUGGCGGAAGUCGAUUGAGAAGCUCCAGGUCGAGUACAGAAUGCCUCGAUUUGUCAUUGGAGUUUUGGGUGAUACCGGGUCAGGAAAAAGCUCACUUAUCAACGCGGUCUUGGAUGAAGAGCGAGUUGUUCCGACCAGCUGCAUGAGAGCCUGUACUGCAGUGAUCACUGAGAUCUCGUGGAACCAGUCUGAGGAUCCCGCCAAGAAGUACCGCGCAGAGAUUGAGUUCAUCACACAAGCCGAGUGGACGACCGAGGUAACUGCUCUCCACCGCGACAUUCUGGAUGCCAACGGUGGUCUUUCAUCGGACGUUCGUAAUGCCGAUAGCGACGCCGGUAUCGCCUAUGCUGUGUUGAAAGCAGUGUAUCCCAAUCACACCGACGCACAGCUCAGAGACACAGAUCCCUUCGUGCUUGCCAACUUCAUCAAGGUGCGCGAGGUGAUCGGAAAGACGCAGAUUGUAGAAGAGGCAGAAUGCGGUUCUUUCUAUUCAAAGAUACAGUCGUUCGUGGACUCGGAGGAGAAGCGCAGCAACAAUGGUUCGGAGGCUGCGAGCACCGCGAACACCAUCCUCCAGGAAGGAAGGAUGGCUUUUUGGCCUCUCAUAAAGGUUGUUCGAGUGUUUUUGAAGUCGGAGGUCGUAUCCACUGGCGUUGUGCUUGUGGAUUUGCCUGGCGGCCGUGACUCCAACGCCACUCGCGCAGCCGUUGCCGCGAAGUAUGUCAAGGAAUGCUCGAGACUCUGGGUUGUUGCACCCAUCACUCGCGCCGUAGACGACAAGACGGCCAAGACUCUCUUGGGAGAUCACUUCAAGCAGCAGCUCAAGUAUGACGGCGCUUAUUGCAAUAUCACAUUCGUCUGCACCAAAGCGGAUGACAUUUCUCUUGAUGAGGCUGCGCCAAGUCUCGGCAUCGAGGAGUUCAUCGCCGAGGAGCAAGAACGGAAGAUAAAAAUGGAGACGCAAAUAAAAGAAAAGGAACAGGCAUUGGCCGUUUUGGAGCCCCAGAAGUCGAGCAUUCAGGAGAGACUACGAAAUGUCAACAGAGACAUCGAAACCUGGAACGGACUACGCAAGCAGGUGUCCAAAGGACAGAAGGCUUUUGCCCCCAUUCUUUCCCCGCAAAAACGAAAGCGUUCUCUAAUUGAGACUGACAAGGAAGCUGCGGCAGCUAAGAAGGUGAAGAAAGAGGUUUUAUCGAGCGACACGGAUGGUGAUACCAGCGAUGAGUCAGACCUUGGUGAGAGUGAUGACGACGGCUGCGGCGGCGAUCAGCCUCAGCCUCUGACUUUAGAGGAAACGCGGAAGAAGCUGGAUGAACUCAAGGCCAUCAAAAAAGGUAUGAAAGAGGAGAAACGAGUUCUGGCUAAACGCGUGUCGCAGCUCAAGGCCGAAAUCAAGGACCUCAAGGAGCAACGCUCGGCCAUCAAGAUCAACAUGUACAGGGAGUGUAUUAAAGGGCGUAACUCGUACUCUCGGGAUGCCAUCAAGCAAGACUUCGCCUUUGGCCUCAAAGAGUUUGACGAGGAACUCCUUGCGGAACAGCAACAAGAUAGCACGCAACAGGUACAAGAAGAGACCCCCGACUACGAACAGAUCGGAAGAGACCUCCCUGUCUUCUGUAUCAGCAGUCGUGGGUACCAGCAGUUGAGAGGGCGAAUGAAGAAGGACCAUCGGGUUGUCGGCUUCACCUCGCUCAACGAUACGGAGGUCCCGGGUCUUCGUAAUCACACCCUACAACUAGCUGCCAGCAUUCAGGCCAUACACUUCCAACAUCAUCUCGGCGAUAUUCGUCGUCUCUUGGGAGCUUUUGACCUUUUCGUUGCGGGUGAUGUUGCCAACCUCAAGCUUUCGGAUAAGGAGAAGCAGAAGGAGACGGAGAACCUCGAGAAGUCACUCUCAAAGCUUGGAAAGACGCUGGGUGAAUCUAUCACCCGAUGCAUGGCGGACUGCCAUGCAACUGUGAAGAAAGGCAUUCUCAAGAAAAUCGUCAGUGGCACCUCCAAGGCUGUUGAGAAGGCCUUAUCCACCGCCGAAGACUGGGGUGCCAAAUACGAUGCUGGCGGUCUCCGCUACAUGACCUAUAAGGCAACCUGCCGCCGUUUCGGGGUCUUCAAAGGUUCAUCGGGGCCUCGCGACUUCAACGAGGACCUCCUGAAGCCGCUGAAGAACCAUACCGCGCAUGAUUGGGACUCAACGUUCCGCAGUCGCCUUCCAGAGAAGUUGACGACCCUCGCAGCCUCCAUGAAACAGCUAAUCGGUGGCUUCCAUGAGCGGAUGAGGGAUCGCCGGUUUCUUGUCGAGAACAACGGAGUUAUCAACGAGAUCCUCACAAAGCUUCUGACUGCGCAGAAGGAGACUCUCAUCCACAUCAGUAGCGAACAGCUGAAACUGGUGCAGGAAUCAGGGAAGGAGGCAAAUCGAUUAUUCGGACCCGCCAUUCAGCAGGCUAUGUUGCAGGCCUACAAUGGAUGCGUUGAACAGCGCGGCAACGGCUCCUUCAUCAUCAUGAAGGAGAUUAUGACCACGCACGUCGAAUCCACCAAGAACACAAUGUUCACGGAUGCCGCCAGAGAGAUUGAGAAAGCCGUAAACCGCAUGCUCAGGGAUCUGGAGAAAACAAUCAGGGAUGACACCAACAGCGUCAUCAACGCGAUGCAGGAGGACUAUAUCGGCCUUGUUGGAGAGGUAGCCACCGAGGCCGACAACCGCGCCAGAAAGACCCUGGGUCCUGUGCUCACGGAAUUCUACAAGAAGCUCAACGUCGCUUUGACUCCUGCCCCCGAGACAAUCGACAUUGAUAUCAAGGGAGAGGCGAGAGAUGACGACGAGUAUCAAUCGGACGACGAGUAUCGACCGGACGACGACGACAGCGAUUGA